AUGGUACUUGCAACGCCCGCUCUUGCCCUCCCCGCUCCUCCGCUCCUGCCACGCCCACCGCGCCCCUCGUCCGGUCGGACCCCUCCCGGAGGACCAGGAGUCCCGGGGACACCGGCCCGGCCCGCCGCCGCCAGCCACCAGCGCAGCCCUAAGUUGCCUCCACUCCCUGCCGCCGCCUGGGCUACCCGGACCCUGGACGGCAACUCGUGGGUGGCCGCUGCGGAUGACCCCAACCCCCAGCCGCGGCCGCAGCGAGUGCCGCCAUCCUCCACUCACCGCGGCGCUCCAUCCCGCGUCCCGAACGCGGACGCCCGCCCGACACUCACGGCCGCCGCCGCCGCCGCCGCCGCCGCCGCCGAGGGCUGGAGCUCGCCGCUCCCAUCCCCCACGGCCCGCGGACGCCCGGCCAAACCGCCGCCGCCGCCCCUGCAGCUACAGCCACAACCACCGCAGCCCGCGCCACCCCGCCCCCGGCCUCUCACCUCCCGCCCGGCCGCGGCCCGCCCCCUGGGGCCCAGCCCAUUGGCCCGCGCGCCCCGGGGGCGGGGACGAGCGCCAGAGGCAGGUGGGGCCGGCCACUGUCUCUCGCGCGCCCAGCGCAGGCUGUCACCUUCGUCUCGGCCUGCACACUGUCCCGAGGUCUGCAGGACGUGUUAG
Kogia breviceps (pygmy sperm whale) is the source of this 657-nucleotide messenger RNA. Lineage: Eukaryota; Metazoa; Chordata; Mammalia; Artiodactyla; Physeteridae. The record is from RefSeq and is a predicted model, not a curated record.